AAACCUACCGUAAUGCUUUUUGAUGAAGCAACUUCUGCUCUGGAUAGUAUCCACGAAGAGGAGGUCCAACAUGCAAUUGAUCUUGCAUCUGAGGGUCUAACCACAAUAACAAUUGCACACAGAAUGACUGCAGUAAGAAACUGUGAUCGAAUUAUCGUACUGGAAGAAGGUCGUAUUGUUGAAGAGGGACCACCUGAUGAGCUGAUGGGGAAAGAAGGAGGACGAUUUCAAAAAGUUGGAAAUAUUUAUGUGAUUUGA
Cylicostephanus goldi is the source of this 258-nucleotide messenger RNA. Lineage: Eukaryota; Metazoa; Nematoda; Chromadorea; Rhabditida; Strongylidae. The record is from the annotation of a GenBank genome assembly.